GAUAAAACGUACCAUAUCGUGCGCUUGACAAAAGGCCAUGACGGACAAUAUAAUGGAAAUUUCAGUAUUAAUAAGACCGUAUCGUGCACGUUGGAGGUUUUAAUCAUCACUUCAGCAAUCUCAAAAAACCUAUCCACAAUCUAUAUCACCGCAGUCACAAAUUCACGACUCGCAUUAUACACUCCCUACUCUCUGGAUACAAAACUACAAGAUCAUGACCAAUCUCAUACUUUACGAAACAACUCCAUCAGUCCUAGAGAUACUCUGGGACGUCGCCCUAGCCUACUUUAUCAUCUGCAUGGGCACAAUCUACACGGCCCUCACACUCACAACGAGCGCCCUGUUAACCUAUCUCCGCGCGGCACUUCCUCUAUGGUUAGUUCCCGGGGCCGGAGCCGAAGCCGGGGUCGGGACUGUGACCACGGUCCUCAUCUCGACCCUGAGAAUACUCCUCGCCGCCGCAUGCGCGCGAUACAUCAUUGUACGAUAUGAGAUGCCUCGGGACUGGAAAUUCAGGGCCGUGGUCUGCUGCGUGGCGGCAGUCAUGACAGCAGCGACGGCGGCCCUCGUUGGGUGGAUUGUGCCGGGACGGCUCCUAGGGGGAUGGGUUUCCGAGGCGGAACGGGGGGCGAUGAUCGCGGGGUUCAUGCCGUUGGCAUUGAUGCCGUUGGAGGGGGGAACACGGUCUUGGUUAGAUGGUGCAGUGUUACGCUCCAAAAAGGCUGGAUAUUAAGCUGGCUCUGAUUGUGAUGGCUGGGCUGGGAUAGAAAUGGGAGACGAGGUUAGCAUCUGGGAAAUUCAAAGGGUGGGGGCAUGGCAAUAGGGCUGUCGAAUCCGUGAGACGGGUGUUGACUGAAAGCUGGGACAUCGUGAGGGUAGAUGGGAACGACGUCAAGUCGGCCCAACGUAUGUAGGCGUGGUGUUAUCCUGUUGGUUGAUUUGCAACGUGUAUUAUGACGACGAUGAUGAUGAUGAUGAUGUCGCUUUGAAGUAACCUGAACUUCACGUGUUGUGGGAUACCUGGUCACUCACUGUCAAGAAGAUGGAUAAUGCCAUCAAGACGCUAGUCUCGCCAUCUCCGAACCACCUCAUGGUGAACUCCAGCAUCCACUUGUGUAUUCCAAUAUAUCCGGACAAUCAAAUGUGCAUUUACUCCGUGCCUUUUUUUAGUGUUAUUUUUAUGAGACUCGUCUCAUUUGGAAGACUCGCAACAAGUAUCCC
This is a messenger RNA of Sodiomyces alkalinus F11, 1221 nucleotides long. RefSeq lists its product as hypothetical. The coding region runs from base 215 to 733 and encodes 172 amino acids. The record is from RefSeq and is a predicted model, not a curated record. The transcript has a single exon. Lineage: Eukaryota; Fungi; Ascomycota; Sordariomycetes; Glomerellales; Plectosphaerellaceae.